AACCAAACCUGUUGCCAGUGAGUCAUUUCCAACUCAUAGCAACCCUAUAGGGCGGAGUAGAACUGCCUCAUAGAGUUUCCAAGGAGCGCCUGGUAGAUUCAAACUGCCGAACUUUUGGUUAGCAGCCGUAACACUUAACCGCUACACCACCAGGGUUUCCUGCACAGGUAUAGGGGGUUAGAAUUCACAACACAUAUUUUGGGGGGACAUAAUGCAGUCCAUAACACGCCUUUCCUUACUUGCUGCCCUUCUUGUCUCUUGCAGGCUCUAAGGGCUGAGCAGCCAGCAGAAUGCCCGGCCUGCUGAACCAGGACACAGGGGCAGCCCUGCCCCUCACCGCAUCCCAUGUCACCUCCUUUGUCAGUGGUUACGCCCUGGGCCUGACUGCCUCCCUCACCUAUGGCAACCUGGAAGCUCAGCCCUUCCAGGGCCUCUUCGUGUACCCCCUGGAUGAGUACACCACGGUGAUAGGCUUUGAGGCAGUCAUUGCUGAACGCAUCGUGACAGUACAGAUCAGAGACAAAGCCAAGCUGGAGAGCAGUCAUGUCAACGCCACUCGUGUCCAAGCCCCAAAAGUCACAGGAAACAUUCUGCAAGAAGGGGCUCCCACUGCCCUUCAUUCCUGCACACCGGGAAAGCUUGCUUUGGAUGAGGAUUUGGAGCGGAUCCUGUUCGUGGUCAACCUGGGGACCAUUGGCCCCAUGGAGAACGUGGCCAUCUUGGUGAGCACCUCCUCUGAGCUCCUGACACUGCCCAGCGGGGCUGUGCGGGUCCUGCUGCCAGCUGUCUGCGCCCCAACGGUGCCCCAGUUCUGCACCGAGUAUGCCGGCCCCUCCACCCAACAGCCCCAAAGCAAAGACAGGCAUUGCUUCAGGGCUCGGGCCCUAGACUCCUGGAACAAGCUGGGCCUGGAGAAUCUUCUGGACACUGAGGUCUCCAAUCCCAUGGAGUACGAGUUCAGCUUCCAGCUGGAGAUCCAUGGGCCAUGCCUGCUGGCAGGGGUGGAGAGUCCCACCCAUGAGAUUCGUGCUGACGCCGCCCCAUCUGCCCACUCAGCCAAGAGCAUCAUCAUCACCUUGGCCAACAAGCACACCUUCGACCGGCCCGUGGAGAUCCUCAUCCACCCCAGUGAGCCCCACAUGCCACAUGUCCUGAUGGAGAAAGGGGACAUGACCCUGGGAGAGUUUGACCAACACUUGAAGGGAAGAACAGAUUUCAUUAGAGGGACCAAGAAGGACAACAGUGCAGAGCGAAAGACAGAAAUCAUCCGGAAACGUCUCCACAAGGACAUUCCCCACCACUCUGUCAUCAUGCUCAACUUCUGUCCUGACCUCGAGUCCAUCCAGCCAAACCUGAGAAAGACCCACGGGGAGUUCAUCUUCCUCAUCGACAGGAGUGGCAGCAUGAGUGGGACCAACAUCCUCCGUGUCAAGGAUGCCAUGCUGGUGGCUCUCAAAAGCCUCUUGCCAGCCUGCCUCUUCAAUAUCAUUGGGUUUGGAUCCACAUUUAAGACUCUCUUCCCUGCCAGUCAGACAUACAAUGAGGAGAGCUUGGCCAUGGCCUGUGAUAACAUCCAGAGAAUGCGGGCUGACAUGGGUGGCACCAACAUCCUCUCCCCUCUCAAGUGGAUCAUCCGGCAGCCCGUGCACCAGGGCCACCCACGGCUCCUCUUCCUCAUCACGGAUGGUGCCGUCAGCAACACCGGGAAGGUGUUGGAGCUAGUGCGCAACCACGCCUCCUCCACCAGGUGCUAUAGCUUUGGAAUUGGACCCAAUGUCUGCCACAGACUGGUGCAAAGGCUGGCAUCUGUGUCCAAGGGCAGUGCUGAGUUCCUGGUGGAGGGAGAGCGGCUACAGCCCAAGAUGGUCAAAUCCCUAAAGAAGGCCAUGGCCCCGGUCCUCAGUGAUGUGACUGUGGAGUGGGUCUUCCCUGAAACCGCCGAAGUCCUGAUCUCACCUGUCAGCACCAGCGCCCUCUUCCCUGGAGAACGGCUGGUGGGAUAUGGCAUUGUGUGUGAUGCCUCCUUGUACAUCUCCAAUCCCAGAUCUGACAAGAGGCGACGGUACAGCACGCUGCACUCUCAGGAGUCCAGCAGCUCCAUCUUCUACCACUCACAGGACGGGAGUCCCGGCCCAGACAGCGGGGACUGUGCCAAGAGCUCGGGGGCACCCUUCAGCAUGGAACAGACCAAAGAUGCCCGGCAGUCCAGCGGAGAUUCCACCAUCAACCCCAAUUUGAUCCUCUCCCAGCGACGGAGGGCAUACAGCACCAACCAGAUCUCCAACCCCAAGCCCUCCCCAAGGGCCGCCACAGCCAGUGACCCCACAGCGGCUGCCAGGAGAUACCCACUACGGAAAGCCAAGCUGCAGGACCUCACCAACCAGACCAGCGUGGAUGCCCAGUUGUGGCAGAUCAAUUUACAGCCCUUGCUGAACAGUGGCCAGGACCUGAGCCAGGGCCCCCAAAUUCAGGGUCCAGGGACCCGCAGGCCCUCUCUGCUUCCCCAAGGCUGCCAGCCCUUCCUGCCCUCAGGCCCGGAGCCCCAGACCUGGGGCCCCAAGAGGGAGCUGAAUUCUGGGUCCAGCCUGAAGUCUGCCUCAGACCGCCCCAGCCCUGGGGACCUGGAGCCGUCCCAUCACCCCUCCUUCGCCUUCGAAACCGAGACGUACUCCGACUGGGAGCCCCUGGCCGAGCCCGAGGAGUGGGCCCAUCCGGGCAGGCCCGCCACCCCUGGGCCGGUGCUGGGCAAGGCGGUGGUCAAAGGCCUGCGUGACAGCCAACGGCUGCAGUGGGAGGUGAGCUUCGAGCUGGAGCCCCCCAACCUGGAGCGAAGCGGUCCGCGCGACGCCGACCUAUGGAGCGCGACUUUCCACCACCUGGCGGCCCGCGCCAUCAUCCGCGACUUCGAGCAGCUGGCGGAGCGAGAGGGCGAGAUCGAGCAGGGGUCCAGCCGUCGCUACCAGGUGAAUGCAGUGCACACCAGCAAGGCCUGCAACGUCAUCAGCAAGUACACGGCCUUCGUACCAGUAGACAUGAGUCAGAGUCAGUACCUGCCCACUGUGGUGGAGUACCCCAACUCUGGUGCUGCAUUACGGAUGGCCAGCUCACGGACCCUGACCCGACAGCUGAGGGGCACCUCUGCCAGCUUCGCACGGUCCCAGACCAUGCUCGGGGAAGAAUCAGCACCAGGAGAUGAUCCCCUGCACAGUGUGACCACCAACACCCUUUCUUCUGUGAAGGCCCCUGAGACUCUUUUUGGAUCCAGACUGAAUCUGAACAAGUCCAGACUGCUGACUCGAGCGGCCAGGGGCUUCCUAGGCAAGCCACUGAGCAAAACUCCAGAGUCAACUUCAGGGAGCCAGAACCUUGACUACGUGCCACUGGUAUCCCUGCAGCUGGCCUCUGGAGCCUUUCUGCUCAACCAAGCCUUCUGUGAAGCCACACACAUCCCCAUGGAGAAGCUCAAGUGGACUUCGCCCUUCACCUGCCACCGAGUGUCUCUCACUGCCCGCCAGGCCAAGUCAGAGAUGCCAAGUCCCCAGCUGUACACCAGGCCCUCCCUUCAGCACCCUUCCUGUAACAGCUUCUCCCUGGAGCCCCUGGCCAAGGGCAAGUGGGGCUUGGAGCCAAGGGCCAUGGUGGAGCACGUGGGAAAGCUGUGGGCCACGGUGGUAGCGCUGGCCUGGCUGGAGCACAGCUCAGCUGCCUACUUCAUUGAAUGGGAGCUGGUGGCUGCCAAGGCCAGCUCCUGGCUGGAGCAGCAGGAGGUGCCUGAGGGCCGCACACAGGGCACGCUAAAGGCUGCUGCCCGCCAGCUGUUUGUGCUCCUGCGGCACUGGGAUGAGAACCUCGAGUUCAACAUGCUCUGCUAUAACCCAAAUUAUGUGUAG
Messenger RNA from Loxodonta africana (African savanna elephant), 3890 nucleotides. It is a transcript of the gene VWA5B1, whose product is annotated as von Willebrand factor A domain containing 5B1. The coding region runs from base 291 to 3890 and encodes 1199 amino acids. The record is from RefSeq and is a predicted model, not a curated record. The transcript is spliced from 20 exons. NCBI's taxonomy places the organism in Eukaryota, Metazoa, Chordata, Mammalia, Proboscidea, Elephantidae.